Messenger RNA from Pygocentrus nattereri (red-bellied piranha), 4440 nucleotides. It is a transcript of the gene fnbp1a, whose product is annotated as formin binding protein 1a. Gene Ontology annotation, biological process: endocytosis; signal transduction. The record is from RefSeq and is a predicted model, not a curated record. The transcript is spliced from 18 exons. Bases 491 to 2401 code for a protein of 636 amino acids. NCBI's taxonomy places the organism in Eukaryota, Metazoa, Chordata, Actinopteri, Characiformes, Serrasalmidae. Gene Ontology annotation, molecular function: protein binding.
AUGACCUGCUCCAAUAGUCGCACUCUCUAAUAUUGCCGCGUUGAAGCCAAACAAAAUCGUAUUUUUCUAAUUGGGCUUAACGUGUGCUGUAUUCUUAUAAAUAACUUGUUUUUUUUAAUCAUGUCUAAACAAAAAUAAUCGAUCCAUGCAGUUCGCGUUGUAGGAAUGCGCACUGUUAUUUUGCAGGAUUAGCUUUGGCCGUUUUACACGACAGCAUCGUUGUCGAGCCGAGCGUCUGCUGUCACCCAGCGGCUGCAUGCAUGAGCCGUGCGGAGGGAGAGAGGAGAGGAGAGAGAGGGAGAGAGGGCAUUAUCUCCACUUCUCACGGCCAUAGCCGAGUAUUUGCAACGUGCAGCAUGCAGAGGUGAAAACGUAACGGUGCCCGCCGCUCGAGGUUUACAUCCUUGACGGUAUUCCAGCCGCGCAGCAUUUUUUAAUUUUUAUUUUUAGUCUUUUUAAGCGAGCUCCUCGGAGCCAGCCGCGUGCACUCAUGCAUUCGAACAGAGGAUUAGCGCGGAGGAAUUGCCUUGAGACCAUGAACUGCAGUUGGGGCACGGAGCUAUGGGAUCAGUUUGAUAACUUGGAGAAGUACACACAGUGGGGCAUCGAGUUUGUGGAACGCUACACCAAGUUCGUGAAGGAGCGGUCCGAAAUUGAGCUCAGCUAUGCCAAGCAAAUAAGAAAUCUCUCUAAGAAAUACCAGCCCAAGAAAAACUCCAGAGAAGAGGAGGAGUACAAGUACACCUCCUGCAGAGCGUUCCUCAUGACCCUGAACGAGCUGAACGACUACGCCGGGCAGCACGAGGUCAUUGCUGAGAGCCUCUCGUCUCAGAUCAUCUCAGAGCUGACCCGCUACAUCCAAGAGCUAAAGGCCGAGCGCAAAGCGCAUUUCCACGAUGGCCGGAGGGCUCAGCAGCAUAUCGAGAACUCCUGGAAGCAGCUGGAGUCGAGCAAACGAAGGUUCGAGCGAGACUGCAAGGAGGCGGACCGAGCCCAGCAUUACUUUGACAAAAUGGACGCUGACAUUAACGUAACCAAGGCAGACGUGGAGAAGGUCUCAAAGCGGUGUUCACUCAAGGCUAAGCAGCAGGCCCAGAUGAGGCACCAGAUAGCCGAUGACAGUAAGAAUGAGUACCUGGCCUACCUACAGAAGUUUAAUAAAGACCAGCAUGAGCACUACUACACUCUUAUCCCUCACAUCUUUCAGAGGAUCCAGGAGAUGGAGGAGAGACGGAUUGAGAGAAUAGGGGAGAGUAUGAGGUGCUAUGCUGAGGUGGAGCGUAAGGUACUGCCCAUCGUUAGCAAAUGUCUGGAUGGAAUGACUAAGGCAGCAGAGUCCAUUGAGCCCAAAAUGGACACCAAGCAGGUCGUGGAGACAUUCAAGUCAGGUUUUGAGCCCCCGGGAGACGUGGAGUUUGAAGACUACAGCGUGUCAAUGAAGAGAGCCGUGUCAGAGUCCAGUUUCCUGAAUGCCCGUGGGGAGAGCCGGCGCAGGAGCCGGAGCAAACUGUGGCCUUUAAUUAAGAGGAAUAAGCUUAUGUCUUUGUUAGCGUCACCCCGCCAGCCCCCUCCCCCUCCCCCCACGUCCCCCUCUCCGGAAGGACUGGCAAACGGCCCCCACUCACCCCAGCAGCCCAAGGAGCCGCUCAGUCAGCGACUCAACGACUUCAUGAGCUCCAAACACAAAAUGCAGUGCCUGAGGAGCCUCAAGCGUGGGCUCUCCCUGAAGUUGGGAACAGGCCAGGAGGACUAUAGUCACUUACCACCUGAACAGAGGAGGAAGAAACUGCAAGCCAAGUUUAAUGACAUCAGCAAGGACAUCCAAAAAGAGAUGGAUCAGAGAGAUGCCCUGACUAAAAUGAAAGAAGUGUACAUUAAGAACCCUCACAUGGGUGACCCCAACAGCGUGGACCCUCGCUUAGAGGAGGUGCAGCAAAGCAUAGAGAAGCUUCAGCUCGAGGCGCAUAAAUAUGAGGGAUGGCUAACAGACGUGGAAAGAAAAUUGCUAGAGAAGGGCAGCACUCAGCGGAGACAGAGCGCUCACUUCGACUCGCAGGGCAACACGCCCAACAGCUGUGCCCAGAACAGAGAGAGUCCGGAUGGCAGCUACACAGAGGACCCCAGCACGGAGACAGUUCAGUUCAAGUCCCGCAGUACUGAGUUUGACGAUGAGUUUGAUGAUGAAGAUCCUUUACCCACCAUAGGGACAUGCAAGGCACUCUAUCCCUUUGAAGGCCAGAAUGAGGGCACCAUCCCGAUGGCGGAGGGCGAGAUGCUGUACGUGAUCGAGGAAGACAAGGGUGACGGCUGGACGCGCGUGCGAAGGAACGAAGACGAGGAAGGAUACGUGCCCACGUCCUACAUCAAGCUGUGCUUCGACGCAAACUCCAAAGAUCCCUAAAAGCGUUUGGCUGGCACAGGAGUGGCAGGGCAAGCGUCCUUGCGCGAAACAUCCUCCUUCUUAAAUGUGUAGUCAGAGAGGUGCUGUGUGAGGCCUGCCUGACAGGCAGUUCCAUUCUUAGCGCGGUCUCUGAAUCUCCUUCUCCUUCGGCCAGAGGCAAAAAAACUACUCGGAAUGUUGUCUGAGGUCUUUCUUUUCCUUUUUUUAAACAAACAAAAAAAACGUAGUGUGCUGAUGAUUUGCUGAGCUUGCUUCUUGUACGGACCUAGACUCCUUUAGCCUUGUGUGCUAGCUGCUUGCUGUCAGACCAGAGCCCUUAGGUACAACCAGUAGUCCUCAGAGGCAGAUACAGGACUGUGAAGUGCACGUAGUUGUGAAGGCUUUCACUUAUAAUAACAUAGUACCUGGCGUACUUCUGUUAAAUGCCUGACCUGCACAAGAUCCUUUGCUGAAAAAAAAACCCUUUUUAAGAACAUUAUCAGUCCUGACUUUGUUGUGCUCAUUGAAAACCAUUCAAAAUGUUUUUUUUGUUUGUUUGGUUUUUUUGUUUGUUUGUUUUUUUUGUGGGAGGGGUGAAGUCAUGCUUGCACUGAUGAAAAGUCAUUAUAGAGUAUGAUGUGUUUUUUUUUUUUUUGAGAGUAAAUCUCCAUCGAGUGUGUGUAGAAGUGCGUGAGGCAGCUUGUAGGGUUGUGUGUCCGCUGCACUGGUAAGCACACCUCUAUAGUCGAUCUCACUCUCUCCACACAGACAGCGCAGUGCCACCUCACUCUCUCUCACCUUCUCUCACUCACUCACUCACUCACUCACCCACUCACUCGCUCACUUUCUACCCUGUAAUGUAUGUAAACACGCCACACCUCCUCUGUCUCUGUCUCUCUCUCUCUCUUAAUCUCUCUCACUGUCUCUUUUUCUAUCUCGCUUUUCUGUCUCUUUUUGUCUCUUUUCCACCUCUCUCUCUUUUACAUAUCACUUUUAUUUUUUUUCUCUCUUCAUACUUUUCCACCCUUUUCUCUCUUUUUAUUAAUUCUGUUUCUUUUUUCUUUUGCAUCUCUCCUUUUGUAUCAGUCCUUUGUUUUUGACCUCUCUCUCUCUUAGUUUUACUAGUGGUUUGGUGUUUUUUUGCCUUUAUAUCUCUUCUACCUCUCAUUUUUUUCUUUUGCUUACUUUUGCUAAUUUUGUUUGUCUUUUUUGUUCUGCCUUUUUCUCUCAUUUUUUUUCCUUUGCACCUUGCCCUUUUUAUCUCUGUCUCUUUCUCUGUCUUUUUCUCUCACACACUAAUUCCUUGUCUUUCAGUUGGAUCUCUCCCUUCGUAUCUGUCUUUUCCACCUCUCUCUGGCUCUCUCUCUCUCUCUCUCUCUCUCUCUCUCUGUCUCUGUCUCUCUCUGUCUCUGUCUCUCUCUCUCUCUCUCUCUCUCUCUCUCUCUCUCUCUCUCUCUCUGGGCUCAGUGGCUGUGGCCGUGUCUCGUGUAGCUAUAGUGGUGCCGUUCAGUAGAUGUUGAUGAUGUUCUUUCGGCUGGUGCUGUGUUUCUGCGCAUGCAUGCUUGCCCUGUCUCUUUGUAUGUGCCAGUCUUAGGGGUCCAGUCCUCUAGCAAGUUCAAGCCUUUUACCUCAGACGGUUGAACUUGCUUCUUCAGUUGUGUUUGUGCCUGUGGUUUACUUUUUCCUUUUUUAUUGAGGUAUUUUUCAUUUUUAAAAGGUUUUAGUUUUGCCACCUAUGCAUGGCCACUUGCUUCAUGCCCCUGCGUUCUUCUUCUUCUUCUUUUUGUAUUUUUCACAAAACCAGGAUUCUUCUUUUGACUGUUUCAGUGGUUUGCAUUGUUUUACAGUAAGAUCAGUUUGAUGUUAAACACAAAUAUUUACCUCAUUUCUGAUGGAUUCUGGGCUGUUGUUUGAAUCAGCUCUGAAAGACUAAUAUUGUUGUUUAUCUCCAUUUAUAAAGAAAGAGUAUUGCAGUGCUGAGCCGUGUGUGUAUUCUCUAUAUUGUGCUUUGAAUUUCCCUUUCCCCCUAAAAACCUCCUCAUAAACAUCAAACUGCCAAA